Coffea eugenioides is the source of this 1568-nucleotide messenger RNA. RefSeq names its product carbon catabolite repressor protein 4 homolog 4. Bases 13 to 1188 code for a protein of 391 amino acids. The transcript has 10 exons. The record is from RefSeq and is a predicted model, not a curated record. NCBI's taxonomy places the organism in Eukaryota, Viridiplantae, Streptophyta, Magnoliopsida, Gentianales, Rubiaceae. Gene Ontology annotation, molecular function: poly(A)-specific ribonuclease activity.
UCGAAAGAAAGAAUGUGGAGAGCAAGUUCCUUUUUCUUCCCUCGCUUCUCUUCUCCUUCCUACUCUUCCAGUACAAUUUGUUUGUGCAAAAUGAGCUGCAAAGCAGGUCCUGUAAUACCCAAAUUUAUUCCUGUUGAGACAAGUGAAAUUACAUCGAUAAGUAAGCCUGACGGCAUGAGGUUCAGCCUUGUGUCAUAUAACGUUCUGGCUCAGGCAUACGUGAAGAGUGCUUUGUUUCCACACUCUCCCUCAUCUUGCCUCAAAUGGAAAGCUCGAUCUCAAGCAACAUUGACAGUUCUCAAGAAUCUUGGAGCAGAUUUUCUUUGCUUACAGGAAGUAGAUGAGUAUGAUAGCUUCUACAUGAUGAAUAUGGAGAAUCUUGGCUACUCAAGUAUCUAUGUUCAAAGAAGUGGACAAAAGCGUGAUGGAUGUGCUAUCUUCUAUAAGCGUACCAGUGCAGAGCUGGUCUUAGAGCAAGCAAUAGAUUACAAUGAUCUCAUAAACUCUAUUGAAGAUACAGCAGCUUCAUCUGGUGAUAAAGAUGGUGUUUCAAUACCAAGUGGAAACGCUGAUAAUGAAUUAAAAGAUGAUUUGUGUAAAGCUCCAGGAGAUCAUGGUGAUCUUAAUGAUCCUCGUGUUAGACUGAAACGUGAUUGUGUUGGUGUCAUGGCAGUCUUUAAACUCAAAGUUCCUUCCUGUGACCCUAUUAUCAUUGCCAAUACCCACCUUUACUGGGAUCCAGAAUUGGCUGAUGUCAAGCUUGCACAAGCUAAAUAUCUACUUUCCUGCUUAGCUCAAUUUAAGCAGCUAGUUUCUAGCCAAUUGGAUUGCACACCUUCCAUAAUCGUGGCUGGUGACUUCAAUUCAGUCCCUGGAGAUCAGGUGUAUCAGUACCUUGUUUCUGGCUCGUCUUUGCCUGAGCACCUGCCAGAAAGUCGGGAUGAUCAACCCCUUCCUCUAUCUAGUGUUUAUGCCUACACAAGAGGGGAACCACACUUUACAAACUGCACUCCUGGGUUCACAGGAACUCUCGAUUAUAUCUUAUUUUCUCCUACUGGAGAUGUAAAGCCAGUCAGUUUCCUUGAACUUCCAGAAUCAGAGUCCCCUGAUGUGAUAGGUGGAUUACCAAAUCAUUAUCACCCAAGUGAUCAUCUCCCAAUUGGUGCUGAAUUUGAAGUUCUCCAGUAGUUGACGUCUGAGUUUUAGUCUACAAGCACAUAAAAAAUGCUUCGGGUGAUCCCUCGAUUUACUAAUUUUUCCGGUUUCGAAGUUUUUUAGCAGGUCCUUCAUUCUCAUAUAUUUGGUAGAACUGUAGCAGUUCCAGUCCCCAAGUUUUUCGUUGGUCCUUUUUUUUCAUGUAGUCAUUCAUUGGUCCUAUUUUAUUGAUUCUGUGAAAAUUUUGGAGAAAUGUCACAAGUGUAACUUCAUUGAUCCACUUAGUGGAAGUAGCGUUAGGAGUUCUUUCCAGGAGUAGGUUAUUUCUUUUGGAGUGCGUGUGCGCUAAUGAAGACAUCUCUUUUGCUGCUUCGAUUUUUGUUUAAUAGGCAGUCUCCCUGCCUUGAGCUGUA